Exophiala viscosa is the source of this 2838-nucleotide messenger RNA. RefSeq lists its product as uncharacterized. The record is from RefSeq and is a predicted model, not a curated record. The transcript is spliced from 5 exons. Gene Ontology annotation, molecular function: zinc ion binding; RNA polymerase II cis-regulatory region sequence-specific DNA binding; DNA-binding transcription activator activity, RNA polymerase II-specific. Gene Ontology annotation, cellular component: nucleus. NCBI's taxonomy places the organism in Eukaryota, Fungi, Ascomycota, Eurotiomycetes, Chaetothyriales, Herpotrichiellaceae. Bases 245 to 2533 code for a protein of 762 amino acids. Gene Ontology annotation, biological process: regulation of transcription by RNA polymerase II; DNA-templated transcription.
CGUUUGGGGGCCAAACAGAAAACCAGACUUCCUUACCUGGCCGAUAGCCCCUGAGCCCCACCGCCUUUCGGGCUAAUAGGGUGUGACCGGCUAUAACUUGCCCAGCAAACCCCCUUCGACCGCCUGGCCCGCCCGCGCUCGGUCUUUUGUGCAUCGGACAACUGCAACUCGACUUCAGCGUCAAACGCUCGCUCUUUUCCCACAUGUCCACAACGGCCAGGUAGCACCAAAGACACGCGAAACAAUGUCGACAGAGAAUGGAGGUCGGGCCACAUCGACGAGCCCGGGACGUGGCCAAGUCCCGGCCCGCAAGCGCCGAAGACCUGCCCUAUCGUGCGAGCAAUGUCGCAACCGCAAAGUUAAAUGUGAUCGCAACUUCCCUUCCUGUGACCGCUGCAUUCGGAUGGAUCAGGCCCAUGCUUGUGCUUACAGCAACGACGUCUUCUCGCGUAUGGGAAGGAAACGCGCCAGUCCUCAAAAUGCCGAAUCUGACCACGCUUCUGCGCCAAAUAACCGCUCGAGAUUGCUACCACAACAAGCAGGAGCAUCUCCGCUUUACAGGCCAAGGCAAGGGACAACCAAUCCAGCAACGGCAGAGAGCCUUGCGAGGCCAAUUCCAGCAGCGACAGACAAUCUUUUAGAGGGGCUCCCUGAUACUGAUGCAGCUGUUGCGGGAGAGACUUCGACCCAAGUUACUAGACGUUCCAUAAGGAGCGUACGAAGCAUUUCAUCUUGUAUCGGUGGAUCUAUGUACUUUGAGGGGAGAGAUUCCCAAACAAGGUUCUUUGGUCAGACGAAUCCUAUGAAUAUGUACAGCCAGUUUGGAGAACUUCGUGCAUAUAUCAAAGAGAUCAAAUCCGAAAACCCUACACUCAUCAAUCUACGCACAGAGUUUGAGGCUUUCCAACGUGAUCGCAAGAAGGGGGUCAGUGAUGGUCGCUCCUUAGAUGGCCUGGUUCCUCCCCGCCAGACCGCCGACGAACUUGUCGCCCUUUACCUCGAUUACUUUGAGCCAACCCACCGCGUCCUACACAAACCCUCAUUCCGAAGGGAGUAUGCGAGGUAUUGGGGAAGUCCAGAGAGUGCGUCGCCGGGAUUCGUAGCGCAGCUGUUGGCAAUGAUGGCAGCUGUGCUUGUCAUGCACAACUCGAGCGCCGUGGGAUCUUCCGGUAUUGGACCUGCGGUUCGGGAGACCGCGCGUGAGUGGGUGAAUGCUGCAGAGUCGUUCCUACAGAGACAUACAAAGCGGCCAGAUCUGAGGAUUUUUCAGAUCUGCUGCCUGUCGAUCGUGUCGAGGAGGCUCAACGGGCUAUCGGAGAAUCAAGCAUGGAUCGCCACAGGUAGCCUGGUCAAAAUGGCCAUGUCCGCUGGCUACCACAGGGAACCCAGGGAUUUGGCUAAGGUCUCUCCAUUCUACCUUGAGAUGCGAAGGCGGAUAUGGGCAACCAUAGUCGAAUUGGACCUUCAGGCUUCUAUCGACCGUGGGAUGCUCCCUUCGGUAAGAGAGGGAGAUUUCAAUACAACACCGCCCAUGAAUCUGAGCGACGACUCCAUUGACGAGACGGUUUCAGACUUGCCGACGUCAGAACCUCUUGAAGUGGUUACUGAUUCGGCGUUCCAGGCCGCCUUGACCACGUCCCUUUCGCUCCGGUUAAGAAUCUGUGCAUGGGCUAACAGUGCAAAUAUUGAACUGGAUUACGAGGACGCCCUGAACAUGGACGAAGAACUGUCACGACACCUAAAUAGCAUGCCGGUGUGGAGCUGCCCUACUGCAGACGAUGCAAGCAACCAGCAGAGCCCUCAUGCACGAGUACUUCUCCAGCUAGUACUGCGCCAGUAUGUAAUCCUCUUGCACACACCAUUCGCGUCACUGGGGCAACAUAUAUCCAAAUACGCACACUCAAGACGAGUACGCCUCGAAACCGCGACCACCAUUCUCUGUCAGUGUCAGGAUAUCCUGCAGCCCAGUACCAGCAACAUGAUACGAUGUAUCGUGCCAAGCGGUACUAUCCAGGCUGCAUUGGCAGUAUGCCACGAGUUGUAUAUGAGCGAUGCUGGAUACGCUUCCCCGCACAUCUUACGGACAGUGCCCGCCUUUGCCGAGUCUCUAAUAGGCCUUGCCGAAACAGCGUUGACCGCUAUUGAAACACAACUGUACAUGAUUGGCAAAAAGGCGUCAGAGUUUUAUCUCUUGACAAUGGUCCUGUCGCUACUGAAAGCAAGGCUUUGGCCAACCACGGAGGAGGCCAGUCGAUCAAAAGCGGUGGAGCAGAUUCUGAGGAUCGGUCAGCGGUUAUACGCCUGGCAGAUGCAGGCCGAGGCCGAGAAGACCCUGCGCCGAAAAAUACCGCAACCGGCCAUCAGCACGCCUCAUCCCCCGGGAUAUUGCACCGCUGAGGCAACGACGAACGCAUUGGCACAACAGGGACCUUCCACUACCUUCCAGACAAACGAAGAUUUCGGGAUUCUCGACGCAGAGCUCGACGAGGAUGUUUUUGGCGCUUGGAAUGUGGAAGAUCUCUUUGACUUCUGAGGUUGAAGAAUGGACAGCUGUGGGCGAAUAUAUUUUCCUGCGAAGGCUAUCACUACUCCCUUGAGAUGACCCUAGUUCUGUCUGUCCAACCCGGGCAAACAACUCCGCAGACGCUUGAGAACCGCGUCAAGAGGUCAAAGAAUUUUACUCGGCCCGUCGGCCUAUUCCAAAAACACCGCUCCAGGCUAAGCUCGGUGUUUUCGAAGAUAAGAAGACCGAGCAAAUAGCGUUCGGAUCAGGAGGGACGUCCAUCUAAUCUAAUCUGUGUCCGUCAAGACCCCCUUGAUCUCUUCUUGUUCUCCAGG